AGAGAGCUCCGCGAACGGACUACCGCUGUGAGGAGCUUGAUAUGGACCACUGAUAAUGUGGUUUCGCCCAGUCUCUUACUGAAAAAUGCAUCCUUAUAUAUUUGUCUAGAUGUUCCAAGUGUCAGGCUGGGACGGGUCCAAAAGUACUACCCAGUUGACUAUUUAUGGACUGGUGAUAUGAAGAGGAUACAGCAGGCACUAUGUACUCUGUCGACUGGUGUGUUGAGAAGAUUGCUUGUGUGUUCUGUGGGAAUGGCAGCAGCUGCAGUGCCAGUUAGCCGGGUCACAUGGUCACAGUACCAAACUCUCUACAACCAGCUGAGGUGCCAAAGGUGGACAACUCAAGGAAGGAGAUGUUUUAUUUCCACAUCAUCAGUGUGGGCUACAGGCGAGGACUUCAUCGUGGACAGCAUUGAUGACGAGGACAAGUAUGUUUGUGAGAUCAGUAACAUUGCUGACAGUGGCCACCAAGUGUUGGUGGUGCAGCCAGGGAAAACCAGCCUGAUCAAGGCACUGACAGCCGACAGACAGCUGGAGCCGAGGGACCAGUUGUUUGCCACUCUAGAUGUGACAGCCCAUGGAGGAACUCUGCCCAACAUGAUGUCUGUCCUCUUCAUUGAUACAGUAGGCUUCAUAGCAGACAUUCCUGUCAUGCUCACUGAGGCUUUUGCAGCAACAUUGGAGGAUGCUGUUCUGGCUUCAAGUGGGACACCACCUGUCAGUGUCGGCCUCAACUGGACAGAAUCUUGACGUGUUACAAGGUAGACUACAGGCCCAGCUGCUCACUGUCACCAAGAGGCUGGAGAGGACAUUCAGAUUGCCUAUGAGUGCCUCUCAGCAUCUCAGCUGGCUGUACAAGAAUGCAACAGUGACGGAGGCUCAUCCCGACUCAGAUAUCAAUUACAUCCUUGUAGACGUCAUCAUCACUGAAGCAGCUUAUGGCAAGUUUAAGGCAAUGUUUGUCAAGCACUAACGUGGUCUUAACUGUAACAAUGUACAUACUUAAGUCAUUAUAAAUCUCUUUCCAGACAA
Haliotis rufescens (red abalone) is the source of this 1032-nucleotide messenger RNA. RefSeq lists its product as uncharacterized. The transcript has 6 exons. Gene Ontology annotation, cellular component: cytoplasm. Gene Ontology annotation, molecular function: GTP binding; ribosome binding. The record is from RefSeq and is a predicted model, not a curated record. NCBI's taxonomy places the organism in Eukaryota, Metazoa, Mollusca, Gastropoda, Lepetellida, Haliotidae. The coding region runs from base 178 to 750 and encodes 190 amino acids.